Nanorana parkeri is the source of this 1675-nucleotide messenger RNA. It is a transcript of the gene AOAH, whose product is annotated as acyloxyacyl hydrolase. Gene Ontology annotation, molecular function: acyloxyacyl hydrolase activity; calcium ion binding. The transcript is spliced from 22 exons. The record is from RefSeq and is a predicted model, not a curated record. Gene Ontology annotation, biological process: lipopolysaccharide catabolic process; negative regulation of inflammatory response. Lineage: Eukaryota; Metazoa; Chordata; Amphibia; Anura; Dicroglossidae. The coding region runs from base 1 to 1626 and encodes 541 amino acids.
AUGGCUGGUGGAGUGGAGGAGGAAAUUACCAGCAGUUGUGUACUUAUAGUGUCUCUCGUGGAACAGCUUGCUCAGGUUCAUAACAGCACAGCAAAAAGUGCUAUGGAGUUACUUGAAAAUGACGGUUUAAGAGGAGUCUGCACACUAAUUACUGACCUUUUUGGACCUGAUAUAAUUAGGCUGUUAAAUUACAGACUGAAUGCUGAUGUAAUUUGCCAUACUAUGAAAUUAUGUAAUAUUGACUCACACCAACCACUUUGUCACCUGUACAAGGAACCAGAGAUGGGAUUAAAGGAAUCAAUCAAGCAAACUGAAAGGCUGUUAAAGAACUCUGACUAUGCAGUAUGGAAAAACGCUGAAAUUGUUUCCAGCAUUCUGUUCAAGAUUUGCUCGCUUCCAGUGUUCAAAAAUAUCUGUGAUGCAAUAGACUUGUCAGAGCCAGCAGAAGAUUAUGAUCAAGAUAGCUUCAGCAUAUUUCCAUCUUUACGUGGAUAUCACUGGAGAGGAAGAGAUUGCAAUGACUUAGACAAGUCUAUUUAUCCUGGCAGAAGACCCGAAGACUGGGAUGCUCUACGUGAUUCAAACUGCAACGGCAUUUGGGGUUUUGAUCCAGAAGAUGGAGUCCCAUAUGAGAAAAAAUUCUGUGACGGUUCCGAUGCAAAGGGUAUUGUAGUGUUAGGAGACUCAGCAGCAGCCCACUUCCACAUCCCCCCUGACUGGGUUACACCUAGCCAGUUUUCUAAGGAUACCUUCUCGAAUAUGGCACUUACUAUCUCCAAUGAAUUUGACUGGCCCCAGUUCUCCUUGUUCACUGGAUUUCAGAACUCCACGAUUGGAGGAUGGACACAAUCAAUAUAUUUGAAGUUAAGAAACUGGAACCGUUGCAACCACAGGGACUACCAGAACAUAUCCAAAAACGGUGGUUCAGCAGACAAUUUAAAGCGUUAUUUAAGAAGUUUGGCACGAAGUCAAGAAAUUGACAAACCUGUGGCUGUUUUUUAUGGAUUAAUUGGCAAUGACGUCUGCAAUACUCAUGCAGAUACACUUAAGCAUAUGACUACACCUGCCAAGAUGAAGGCCGAUGUCAUGGAGGAUCUUCUAUACUUAGAUACCCUUUUACCAAAUGGAAGUCAUGUGAUUUUAAUGUCACUAGCUGAUGGCCGGUUCCUCUGGGAUACCUUACAUGACAGAUAUCAUCCCAUUGGACAGUUAAACAAAGAUGUCACAUAUGCACAGUUCUACGAUUUUCUGAGCUGCCUUUCGAUUAACCCUUGUGUAGGUUGGAUGAACAAAAAUGAAACAAUCCGCAAUCUAACCACUGAGAGAGCUGAACAGCUUUCCGAAGUCCUUCAAGACAUAACAGCUUCAGAAAAGUUCACUCAUUUUGAGGUUAAUUACUAUGAAGAUUUAUAUCAGAAAGUGACUGCAAAAUGGGAAAGUUUGGGAAGGAAGCCAUGGCAGCUGCUGGAACCAGUGGAUGGAUUUCAUCCUAGUCAGAUUGCCUCUGCAGUUGGAGCAGAUCUAUUCUGGGAAGAAGCAAUGCAAAAAUGGCCUGGACUUUUUGGAAAGGAGAAUCCAUUCAAUAAAGAAAUAAUAGCAAGAUUUGGAGACCAAGGUGGAUACUGACAAAGAUUUGGCAUAUCUUGGAGACUAUGCAAUCAUUUACAUUUAUAAA